This is a messenger RNA of Pecten maximus, 1962 nucleotides long. RefSeq names its product histone deacetylase complex subunit SAP18-like. Gene Ontology annotation, biological process: negative regulation of DNA-templated transcription. Gene Ontology annotation, cellular component: nucleus. Gene Ontology annotation, molecular function: transcription factor binding; transcription corepressor activity. NCBI's taxonomy places the organism in Eukaryota, Metazoa, Mollusca, Bivalvia, Pectinida, Pectinidae. The record is from RefSeq and is a predicted model, not a curated record. Bases 41 to 499 code for a protein of 152 amino acids. The transcript is spliced from 3 exons.
ACUUCCCUUAUCGCGCGUCUCCUUUCACAUUUCCGGCAACAUGGCAACCGUAGAAUCGAUGGUAGUUGAAGACCAAAAAGAACCAGAAAAGCCGAUUGAUAGGGAAAAGACAUGUCCACUAUUAUUGAGGGUGUUUUGUAGUUCAGGAAGACACAACCCACUUAGCGAGUUUGCACGUGGUCAGACACCAUCCAACGAACUACAAAUUUACACAUGGAUGGAUGCCACGUUGAAGGAACUGACCAGCUUAGUAAAGGAAGUGAAUCCAGAUGCCAGAAGAAAGGGAACAUUUUUUGACUUUGCCAUUGUUUAUCCCGACCCUCGGACUCCUGUGUACAGAAUGCGAGAGAUUGGCACAACAUGUGCCGGACAUCGUGGUCAGGAUGACGGCCAAUCCUUGACCUCGAAGAGAUUUCAGAUUGGUGACUACCUAGAUAUCGCCGUAACCCCACCCAGGGGUGGAGGCGGCCCUCCUCCCCGUCGAAAUCGUCCAUACUGAUCAUCUGCGCAAUCGUCAAUUCUGAUAAUCUGUUUUCAAAAACUGAAAUUUCAACAUCAUAGCCAUUGAUAUAAAUGUUUUGUGAGGUGGAUCUAAAUUUUCAGCAUCUUCAUCAAUCUAAAUGUUUUGUGAGAUUGAUUGAUCAGAACUCUCGACAUCAUCUUCAUCAAUGUAAACAUUUUGUGAGAAUGAUCUAAGCUUUCAGCAUCAUCUUCAUCAAUUUAAAUGUUUUGUGAGAUUGAUCUGAACUUUCAGCAUCGUCUUAAUCAAUCGGUGUAUAAUUUGAUAUGAUGUCUGUUACUUUUAUUUUGUUUGAAUGAUAAGUGUGGUGAUUUGAAGGCUGUACGAAUGGAAUAAGUAUGAGGAUUCAUAACAAAUCAGGAAAGUUGAUGAGAGAUUUUUAUGACAGUACAUUUAUUGUAAGAUUUGGAGAUAGUAGGUGAUAUAUUAUCUAGAUUGGAGGUACUACUUUUAAACUUAAGUGAUAAUCCUAUCUUUGAGUGCAUAAUGCACAGAUCUGCAGGUUAUGAAAAAAAUGUAGUGAAAAAUGUUAUGUUAUUAUGAAAAGUUCAAAUUCUCAAAUUGUCAUUAAUGCAUUGAAAUAUGAGAAAUCAUAUGAUUUCUUUGCAAAUUUCAUUAUAUGAAGACUAAAUUAUUAAACAGAAACGGUCAGAAACCCUUUAGCACAAAACAGAAAGACAACAGUAGGUUUUUAUUUGAGGUUAUCAAGACAUUUUGUGACAUGAAAUAAUUUGUCCAAAAUUCUGACGAUUUUAUGUUCUGUUUGGAAUUUUUAAACACUCAAAGUUACAUUUCUAUAAUUAAUCAAAAAAUUUACGUUUCAGUGUUUUGAGUUGGCUCAUUUUAAAUAUUUUUUUAAUGAAUUUUAAAAUAAAUUUGUGGAUAUAAAACAGCUAUUAUUUACAAAUUACAUAUAUGAAAAUUAAUACCUUAGUCUAUACCUGUUAAACAAUUUGAGUAGAUUUUAGAGAAAUUGACAAGAGACCUUCUCAUAUUGCAUACUUGCAAAGGUUUACACAUUUCUAGAGGCAAAAUUACACUUGUUCACUACUUCAAGCCUCACAACGGUAAUUUUAUAGAUGUACUUUUGACAAACUUACACCUCAAAAAACAUAUUUUCAACUUCAAAUUAUAAAUGUUACUGAUGAUUUAUGCCUAGAUUGAGAAAAAAAGCAAGAGUACCUCUUCAAAGUAGGGAGCAUUUGCAAGUAACAGUAUGGCAUUAUAACAGGUGUUUAUGUGUAUGGCAUUAAAAGGCCUCCUUUAAUACAGAAAUGCCCCAUAAAAGUCUGAAGUAAAAUUGUAGGUCUGUAUGCAAGGUAGUCAACUAGUAUGUAAGGUGAAUUGGUUGGUGUGCGAGUAACUUGUUUUCUACGAUAAAUAUAACACUGUGUUCAGUAUGAGAAGUUAGAAAUAAAAGAAUAAAAAAAUUACGUAAUCAA